This is a messenger RNA of Melospiza georgiana, 5104 nucleotides long. It is a transcript of the gene EXD3, whose product is annotated as exonuclease 3'-5' domain containing 3. The transcript is spliced from 21 exons. The record is from RefSeq and is a predicted model, not a curated record. The coding region runs from base 258 to 2864 and encodes 868 amino acids. Lineage: Eukaryota; Metazoa; Chordata; Aves; Passeriformes; Passerellidae. Gene Ontology annotation, biological process: nucleobase-containing compound metabolic process. Gene Ontology annotation, molecular function: nucleic acid binding; 3'-5' exonuclease activity.
AAUGCACGGGGAGCGCACGGGGAAUGCUCCGGGAAGCGCACCUGAGCCCGAGCUCGUCGAGCGUCCAGGGCUGCGGCCCCUGGGCUGAGCCACCCCCGCGGCAGCACCGUCCUGGCAGCGCUGCCCGGAGCCACUCCAGGUGUGCUGGUUGUGUGCAGGGUUCGCUUUCCCAGUGGCUGGAGGUGAUUGAUGGAAACAGGAGCUUGGGCUGCAUCUCUGAGUUUAGACCUCCAACCUCAGCAUCCUGAUCUGGAAGGAUGAGUCAGGACAGUUACUCAAGUGAUCAGCCCAUGGGCCAGGACCCACUCGAACUGCUGCAAACCCUUCAGCUCCUGUGGACAAAGCAGGAGCUGGGCAAGCUCAAGGAAGAAAUCAGGCGGGGCUUUGCCAGACUGGAGGACCCUUUGGCAGCACUCCUGGCCAUGCUGGAGAGCAGCAGCGACUGGAAGGGGAAAGGGCAUUCCCUGGGGUAUUGCAUCACCACCGAGCUGCAGCUUUGGAUAAAAGCACAUCCUGCUGUCCCACAGUCUGGCACCAAGCUGAAGAAGCUGCAGGCCCGUGUGCUCGGAAUGCUCUCCCAGUGCCCAGCUAAUCUGCUUGACCCCCUGAUUAGCAUUUACCAGCUCCACACAGCAGACCGGAACUAUUUGCUUGAACAUGUCAGUCAUCUUUAUCUCCAGGGCAAUUACAAAGAGGCAGCCGUGCUGAGUAUUAAGCUGAAAUUACAGCCAGAUCAAGAUGUAGAGAAGAUGUGUACCCCACUACUGCUCCAGGAUAAAGCCAACUUGGUGGAAGAAUAUGUGGCAGAAUAUCCCGAGCUCCAGAGGAAGCUCUUGCAGACCCUGGACACAUGGUGUGAGCCCAGCUUCAGUAUCAGGGACAUCAUAAGACCAUAUCAAGGCCUGUCCAAGUGCAAACCCGAAAGAUUGAACCGCAGAGUGCUCAGUAAGCUCAUCUUCAGGCUCCUGGAGAGAUUCAACGUUGACUCAGCUCUCUGCCCUAAUGUCAUAAAUCAGCGGCACUUGAGAACCCUGAACUACCUCUUUUACAAGAGAUUUGUUGAGAAAACCAUGACUGAGGAGAACUGGGCAGACCACAUUCAGAGCACGGUUGGGGAGAACCGGUGGCUGCAGGCACACCUGGUGCAGUCGCUGCUCCGGCACUGCGACGCGCGCGGGGCAGCGCGGUGGGCGCGGCACUGCCGGGUGCCCCCCGACAUGCUGCCCCAGGCUGUGGCCGAGGAGCUUCAGAAGCUGCACAUCCAGGACAGGGUAGAAGAGGUUACAAAAGCAGAUAAUUAUGAGGCCAGUAAGAAGAAGGACUAUUACCAGCUUCCUAUUCCACGGGAAAAUAUUCACUUUCUGCAGACAUGGGAGGAGACACUGCGGUGCUGGGAGAAGGUGCUGCAGGCUGGGCAGGUCGUUGGUGUGGACAUGGAGUGGAAGCCUUCCUUUGGCAUGGUGGGGAAGCCCCGUGUUGCCCUCCUGCAACUCGCACUGAAGGAUGAGGUGUUCCUGUUGGACCUGCCACGGCUCCUGGAGCAAGCUGAGGCUGAGGGGGAAAAGGAGAAGCUUCCCCAUUUCAUCCAGAUGCUCUAUUCAGAUGCAGCCAUCACUAAACUAGGUUAUGGGAUGUCUGGAGACCUCAGCAGCCUUGCAGCCACAUGUUCUGCUCUGAAAGACACAGAGAAGCAAAUGCAAGGUGUGGUGGAUCUUCUUGCAGUGGACAAACAACUGCAGUGGGGGAAGGACGGCCGGAAGGUCGAUGGACUGUCCCCGGAGCGCAGCCACGAGGAGAGAGGGGUCAGGCAGCCGGAGAGGGGACUGAGCCUGCUGGUGCAGCACGUGCUGGGGAAGCCUCUGGAUAAAACAGAGCAGCUGUCAAACUGGGAGAAGAGGCCACUCCGGGAGGAGCAGAUCCUCUAUGCAGCCUCAGAUGCCUACUGCUUGCUGGAGAUCUAUGAGAGGCUCUGCAAGGACCCCGAGAGCUUUGGUCUGGGUUCAGACCUGACAGAGAGUCUGGUGGGAAAACAGAGCAAAAAACCCAGGGCAAAGAAGCAGCUGAAUAAACAAGAAGCACCAUCACCUUCUGGACAGGAAUUCCAAGGAUCCAGAACGGAGCCCUCAUGCCCCCCUGCCCCUGUCUCCCCCCAGGAGUUCAGUGUGGUCUGUGACAACAUGCUGCAGGGCCUGGGGCGCUACCUGCGUUGCCUGGGCGUGGAUGUGCGGCUGCUGGACAAUGAGGAUGACCACAGGAAAGCUGCUGAGAUUGCCCGACAGGAAGGAAGAGUCAUUUUGACCUCUGGACUCCCGUAUCAGACUCUGCGCUCCCAGGUGGGAGAAGGAAGGUGUUUCUCUGUGAACUGCUCCCAGAAGGCGAAGGACCAGGCGCUGCAGGUGCUGAAGCACUUCAACGUGCAGGUGUCCCUGGGUGACAUCUUCAGCCGCUGCCAGGUGUGCAAUUGCAACAAGUACCUGAAGGUCCCACGGGAGAGGAUGAAGCAGCUGGUGGAGAGCAGCAGACAAGUGUCAGGGGAGCACAGUGCAGGCUACCCGGGGAGCCGGAGCUGCGGUGCCACCGUGCCAGGCUGUGCCACAGCCCAGGCUGGCUGCGCCCCACACGGCGAGCAGGCGGAGGGCACGGAGCAGUGCGGGGCGGCCACGGGGCUGGCAGGGGACACGGCCCUGCAGGUCACUGCCAUCCCCCCCGGAGUGCUGGACAGAGCAGAGCUCACUGACUUCUACUGCUGCACCUGCUGUGGGAAAGUGUUUUGGGAAGGGUCCCAUUUUGGACGCGUCGUGUCCCAGUUUCAGGAUGUUCUUGUGGCCUCUGGGGACACACAGAGCAUCUAUGAGCUGAGCUGAGCUGAGCUGAGCUGAGCUGAGCUGAGCUGAGGAGAAGCACGGGGGCUCCACAGGGGAACUGGGACUGCCUGGUGAACCUCAGCAGAUUUUUGGCUGUGGGUUUCUGGAGAGAGGCUGGAAGUGGGGAGGCAGGAGCUCUCAUUUUGGGAUCCAUCACAGAGAGCACUGUCACAGGUGCGCCAGUGGUUUGCAACAGCCCAAAAAUACAUGGCCUCCAUGACAUCAUUAAAGCAGAGGUGGCUGAAGAAUGGGCCCUUUGCUUUAUUUCUGCCCCUCUCCAAACUACACAUGGCAAGAUGGUGGGAGGGCUCUGCUGAACAAAACCACCACCCCAGCAGUGCUGACUGCACCUCACCCACACACCCCAGUGCCUCUCUGCCCACUCACUCACGGGGAGCAGGAGCUGUAUCCCCAACAGCAGCGCAGGGCAGAGAGCACCCUGAGCACUGCCAGCCUGUGGGACAUGUGCCAAGCCUCAGCCCAUCCCCAGCAUCCUGCUCACCCUGGCCCUGCACUCCCAGCACUCCUGGAGGCAGCUGGUGGGCACAGGCAUGGAGCUCUGGGGAGGCUGAGCAUUGCUGGGCUCAGGGAAAUUCCUGGUGCACCACAAUGCCCUCUGGCACCUGCACCCCUGUGCUGCAGCCUGGGGUGCCCCAGCAGGGCCAGGCUGCUCCUGAGGAGGCUCCCACUGGUGCCAAAGCUGCCAGCCUCUCCCUCCCCUGGGGAGACGCCUCAGCACAGCCCGUGCCCUGGCUCUGAGCAGGGUACACAGCAGAGACAAUAAGGUGUGUGGGCCCACUAAUACCAGGAACUGGAAUCCCUGGUGGGACUGGCCAGAGGAGGCUGCAUCUCACCAUGGAGAUGCCAGGCAGGUCCUGCAGCUCCAGGGCUGCUGUCCAGUGUCUCCCGAUCAAUGGCCAGGCUCACACCAUUCCAUCCUGAGCAGACCAUCAUCUGCAAAAUUCCUCCUCUAAUCUGUUUUAACUGCCAGGCCUUGCUGUUAUUGCUGAGAGGGCCUGGGGAGUUCUUGGCUGAGGUGUGACAUUGAUGGGCUAGUGAAGCACUGGCCCAGGCAGCUCAUGCUGCAGUGCAGGACUCAUUUCUCCUCUUCCAAAGGUCCUGGCUACACGCUGCCAGGGGCUCCUUCCUCACAGGGACAUCUCACCCUCUAGCUCAAUGCUUUAAUAAAAGAAACACACAAUUUUCCCACUUUAAAUAGUCUUCUUUUCCAUAAGAUCCAUAAUAUUAAUGCCUGAGCAUUAAUUGGUACAAGUGACCCUAAAAGGCAGCCACCCCCACACUGCCGGUACCAGGCACUGAGCAGCCCAAGCCCCUCAGGCUCCACACAGACUCAUCCUUGUGUCAGCAUCCUGCUUCCUCAGGGCUUGUUCUGGGAGGGCAGAAACUGAGGAUGAGUCAAAGCAGGAAUGGUGCAGAGCCUCCAGCUGCUGGCCCCCACAAUGUGCACUGCUUUGUCUGCCAUGAAAUAAAACUCUCCAAAAUGGGAUUAACCUUUCCAGGUCCUGUUUAGGGGAAGCUGCUGAGCCACAUGCACAUCUGACCACUCGUGGGCACUUCUGGCCUUUGCUUGCUGGGCUUCCCAGAGCUGUGGUUUCACAUUCAUCUGCCACUGCUUCUGCUGUGGAGGGAAGCUCACACAAGAUGGGGACACACGGCCCUGUCCCUCACCUGGGGACAGCUGCCUAGAAGGUGCCUUUCCCUCUGAUCCCUGGGGACAGCAGGGUCACCUCCUGCUCAACUCCAGGAUUUUAUCUGCUUGAGAGCUUCCCAGUUUAGGGCUGAGCUCUUGUGCUUACAGUCAGGCUGUGCUAGGGCAGGGUCCCAUGGCCGGGACUUGUUCUAAGACACCCACCCAGGGCAGAACCCAGCAAGCAGUGUGUGCCUGUGGACAUGGCACAAAACAGCUCCUAGAGGAUUCUGUCCAGCUCCUGGGGACGGGCAGGGGCUGGGACCCAGCACAGCACCUCUUCCUCCCUGCUGCCCACAGGAGGUGGUGCCAUGGUGGGAAGUGUGCAGCAAGGUCACCUCCAACCAUAGACACGGUCAACAGCAAAUUCCACGUGAGAUUAGCCUUGAGGAGCAUCCAGGAGGUAAUAAAUUGUCCAGUUUUGAAUGAUGGAUACAUAUCAAAGGGAAUUAAAGCAGCUUUCUAAUCAGCCUACAAUAUUGUUUCCUUAUCUGGCCGCUUAAAAAAAAUAAUUACAAAAUCCCAUUGUCUG